Molecule: messenger RNA, 714 nt
Organism: Benincasa hispida (wax gourd)
Lineage: Eukaryota; Viridiplantae; Streptophyta; Magnoliopsida; Cucurbitales; Cucurbitaceae
Source: RefSeq, a predicted model, not a curated record
AUGGUCACUGCAUGUGAGAUCGUGGAGUCUCUGAAGAGAAUGUUCGGACAACCGUCCGCACAACUUAGGCACGAUGCUCUCAAGUACAUCUUCAAUUCCUGUUCAUCCUCAGGAACUAAGACUGUACGUUCUUCCUUUGGCACCAAAAAGUGUAAGAAGAAGAAUAGUGGAAAGGGGAAGGCUGCUGCUAACCCAGGAGUUGUUGCUCCAAGAGAUUUUUUACACAAUCAAAUACAAGGAGAUACAAGAAAAAUCGUUGGCACUUAUGGAUACAUGGCUCUUGAAUAUGUCCAUAAGAGUCAUUUCUUAAUCAAGUCGGAUGUCUUUAGUUUUGGUGUUUUUGUUUUGGAGAUUGUGACUGGACUUAAAAGUGAUCAAGUUCAUCCUGACAACGAGAUUGUAGGUUUUGCUUGGAGAAAUUGGCAGAAUGGAAACACUCUACAUAUCACAGAUUCUACUUUGACUAGAGGUUCAAAGAAAGAAAUGGUAAGAUGCAUUCAUAUUGGGUUGCUAUGUGUUCAAAAAAAUGUAGCUAAGAGGCCAACCAUGGUUACCAUACUUUUCAUACUUAACAGCUACUCUAUCACUCUACCAAGACCUUCUCAACCUGCUUUCAUUUUUAGUAGCACCAAUUCUCAAAUGUCUGAACAAUCUAACCACAACUUGACUCAAGAACUAAAUAACAUGUCAAUUACAGACCUUUAUCCUUGUUAG